AAAAGGGUAGUGCCGUCCUCAGCUUCUCCUCUGCAAUGGCUCUGCCUCUUAGGGUCUUGAGUCGGGGCUUGGCCAGUGCAGCCAAAGGAGACCAUGGAGGGGCCGGGGCCAACACCUGGCGCAUCCUGACGUUUGUGCUAGCUCUUCCCAGUGUGGCCCUCUGCUCCCUCAACUGCUGGAUGCAUGCUGGCCACCGGGAGCGCCCAGAGUUCAUCCCUUACCACCACCUGCGCAUCCGCACCAAGCCCUUCUCCUGGGGGGAUGGCAACCACACACUUUUCCACAAUCCUCACGUCAAUCCUUUGCCCACCGGCUAUGAGACCCCUUAAAAUCUUCCAUGGCCUCCAAACUGAUCUUCUGUGUACCAGCUAUGAGAGCCCCCAAAAUUCCAGUGGGCAGUUCCAAGUGCAAUAAAGGUGUGGAACUUU
This is a messenger RNA of Phodopus roborovskii (desert hamster), 428 nucleotides long. Its product is annotated as cytochrome c oxidase subunit 6A2, mitochondrial. Gene Ontology annotation, biological process: mitochondrial electron transport, cytochrome c to oxygen. Gene Ontology annotation, cellular component: mitochondrial inner membrane. The transcript is spliced from 3 exons. The coding region runs from base 36 to 329 and encodes 97 amino acids. Gene Ontology annotation, molecular function: enzyme regulator activity. The record is from RefSeq and is a predicted model, not a curated record. Lineage: Eukaryota; Metazoa; Chordata; Mammalia; Rodentia; Cricetidae.